AUGGAAUUACUGGAGAUUCAAGCUAAUACUUUGGAAAAGCCAGAUGAACAGAUGGUGGAGGAAACUGAUGUCUGCCAUGAAAACAUCGAUGAGAUACAGGAAGGUAAUCUGGGAUCCCAGAGAUCCUUUAAGCAAGCCCUAUUACGAUCUCGAUUCAAUGAGACUGAGAGAGAAUGCAACUUUGACUGUGAGGCAGCUUAUUUCUCCUCCGAUGAGGAGAUAGACAACGAAGACGAAACAGAGGAUGCUUCGAAGAAUCAAGGAAACGCUUCGAUUUCGAUCAUUAAGCUACCUGCUGGUCUCCUAAAAAAGGUCAGAGAACCAUGGAAGAAUUGCGUCAUUGUAAGACUCUUGGGGAAGAAUAUUGGAUAUAACUUGUUUGUAAAUAGGAUGCACAAGUUGUGGAAUCUUCAAACAGGUUUUGAAACUCUAGAUAUUGGAAAUGGUUUCUUCAUUGUGAAAUUUGAAGUGAUGGAAGAUUACUCUAAGGUUUUCACUGGGGGCCCAUGGGUAGUGACGGAUCGGUAUGUGACAGUUCAAAAAUGGCAACCUGAUUUUAAAUCAGAUGAGGCGGAAGAGGAUACAAUUGCCAUUUGGGUGAGGUUCCCUAAUCUGCCUAUUGAAUAUUAUGAUGAAAAGGUCCUCUAUCACAUUCCAAAGGUACUUGGAAAGCCCUUAAAGGUAGAUAUUAAUACUGCCAUGGUAGCACAAGGAAGUAUGCAAGGGUAUGUGUUGAGAUGGACCUACGUAAACUGCUCAUAUCCCAUAUUACCAUUGGACGUUACCAUUACGUUCCACCUUCUGUGUUUUUCUUGCGGCCGUGUUGGUUAUCGGAAGGAGAAGUGCACUGAAUUUCCGGUGAUACAGCCGGAGAAAACGAUACAAAAUAUGACCGUUAAUCAAAAGGACACAGCAACUGGGCCGAGGGAAGUACAGCCCAAUGGGCAAACAAAUAAAGAGUUAUCUAAUGAAAAAGAUACCCAUGGUUAUGGGCCAUGGACCAUAACAACCACUAGAAGAAAAUACCAUAAGGGAAAGCAAAAGCAGAAGAUCCAUGUCCAUAAGAGCAAUCGAUUUGAAAGUUUACAGGUGGACCAAGAUCAGGGAGAAACUAGUGCAGUGUAG
Messenger RNA from Camellia sinensis, 1125 nucleotides. The record is from RefSeq and is a predicted model, not a curated record. Lineage: Eukaryota; Viridiplantae; Streptophyta; Magnoliopsida; Ericales; Theaceae.